AUGACGAAACAGUUCAAGGCAUCAGAUCCACUGCUCACCAUUAUGGACAUGGUUAUGUAUAGCCCAAAUGUACGCCCAGCAUUAUCUUUAUAUAUUUACGUAGAUACACAGGGAAAUCAUCAUGGUUGGGCGAUGCUUGUUGACAACCUCCCUGCGGCGGCCGUGGUGGAGGUGGAGUUGGGACAUGGGAGAGAGAUGGUUGUUGGUUAUAUGAUUUACUAUUCAUCACAAAUUGUGUUCCAUUUUGAUCUUUCUUUAAGAAAGAUGCCUGAGGGAAUAACAGCUGAGAGUCUUAUGCACAAUAUCAUGGAAACAAUAACUGACAGUGCUUCAAAGCCCAAAUCUGAGUCCUUUUUUGAGGAGGAGAAUUUAAAAUCCAUGAAUUCUCAGUUCAAUAGAUUGUUUGGACGACAAAGGCACGUUCACCAUAUUUUGGGUUGUGCUGCUGAUGUGCUAUUAUGGAGGAACAAGAAGAUUUCAGCCAGCGUCUUAACUGCUGCUACUGUAACUUGGGUGCUUUUUGAAUGGCUUAACUACAAUUUUCUUACCAUUCUAUGCUUUGUGUUGGUUAUGGGUAUGCUUGCUCAAUUGGUUUGGAAAAAUGCAUCAGGCAUAUUAAACAGAACUCCAUCCAAUAUCCCUCGUCUUGUUGUGCCUGUGGAGGUUUUUGUUAACAUUGCCAAUUUGAUUGGAGCCGAGGUGAAUCGGGGUUUAAGCUUCUUGCAAGAUGUUGCCACUGAAGGAAAUAUGAAGCAAUUUCUAGUGGUUGUAGCAAGCUUGUGGGCUGCUGCUAUUAUUGGUUGUUGGUUCAACCUUUUGACCAUUCUUUAUGUCGGUUUUAUUGCUGCCCACACGUUGAAGAUGAGGUUGAUGGUUUUUGUGUACAAUGUCCUCGGACAGCUUCAGCGUAAUUACUGCCAGCUGGAUGCCAGUGUCUUGCGCCGAAUCCUUACCAGCAAGUUCAGGGGAAGGAAGGUUGACUAGAUUGUUGAGGAGCACUUCAAGGACAUUGAAGCAGAAAAAGGACAUACAUUUCAAGUGCUCCAAGCAUGUUGCUGUUAUUAUUGUGUUUAGCUAAGAAUUUGUUGAAAAUUGUAUAACCAUGCUGUCAGUUGUGUUUACUUGAAUAUGAAAUUUCCCAAUCUGCUCAUCAUUAUUUUGGAUUUCAUUGAUUGGAGUUAAUGGUCAUGUCCAUGUGUCAAGUAGAAUAUAUAUGUGACG
Olea europaea var. sylvestris is the source of this 1221-nucleotide messenger RNA. Its product is annotated as reticulon-like protein B8. The record is from RefSeq and is a predicted model, not a curated record. The transcript has 9 exons. The coding region runs from base 1 to 984 and encodes 327 amino acids. Lineage: Eukaryota; Viridiplantae; Streptophyta; Magnoliopsida; Lamiales; Oleaceae.